UUACAAUAGAUUGCUGCGGCCGGGGCAGCACGACGACGACGACGACCUCGACCUCGACCAAGACGAUGGCCUCGCGGCUGCGGAUACAAUCACCGGCCGACUUCAUGUUCGGGACGACGCUGGGCGAAGGCGCGUACGCCCGGGUUGUCCAUGCGCGCUUGAAGGAGACGAACGAAGAGUUUGCGGUCAAGAUCAUGGAGAAGCGCUUCAUUAGCAAAGAGAAAAAGGUCAAGUUUGUCAUGAUGGAGCGCAAGGUCUUCUCCAAGGUGUCCCACGACCGCAUCGUCAAGCUCUCGUACUCGUUCCAAGACAAGAACUACCUCUACAUGGUCAUGGAGCUCUGUCGCGGCGGCGAACUCCUCGAUGUCAUCAUCAAGUCGCAGAAGGAGCAAGCGUCGCGUGGCGUGACCAACAAGGCGUGCUCGUUCGAGAUCACGCAGUUUUACAUUGCCGAAGUCAUCGAGGCCCUCGAGUACCUCCAUGACAUGGGCGUGAUCCACCGGGACAUCAAGCCCGAGAACAUCCUCUUGAGCGACUCGGGCCACUUGAAGAUCACAGACUUUGGUACUGCCAAGGACGAGACCGAAGAAGGCGUCCGUCACAACACAUUUUGCGGCACGGCCGAGUUUGUUUCGCCCGAGGUCCUUCGCGACCAGGAGGCGUCCCGGGGCUGCGAUCUCUGGGCCGUCGGCUGCAUGAUCUUCCAAAUGCUCGUGGGUCGCCCCAUGUUUCGCGCCGAGAACGAGUACCUCACCUUCCAGCAAAUUCUCAACCACCCGGCAGAAGACUUUGCCUACCCCGAGGGCUUUCCUGCCGUCGCGCAAGAUCUCUGCGACAAGCUCCUGCUGCAAGAACCGCUGCAGCGUCUCGGUGCUGGCACCGACGCCGACGGCAACGGCUACGCGGCCCUCAAGAGCCACCCUUUCUUUCAAGGUAUCGAGUGGGCCACGCUCGGCCAGACGACGCCACCGUACAUGCCCAAGAUCUCGCACCUUCCGGCCACGGACAAUGACGGGGCGACCGAGGACUGGUUGUUCGCAGGUGUCGCGACCGAGCUCCAGAUCUCGUCGGGGCUCAACGCGGAGCCGUUUAUCCAGUACGAGGAAGACCGCAGUAGUGCAUCGCGCACGUCGGGCAACAGCUACAGCACCGCGCCGUCGUACGCCGUCGACAACCACAACCCCGUCGAGGUCGCGCGCGUUCGUGCCACGGUCGCGCCACCGCCUGUCUCGCGCAUGAGCUCGCUCUGGAACCGGUUCUUGCUCGACGACGAAGUCAUUCGCAUGAGCGGCCUCGUGAGCAAGCGCAAGGGGCUCUUCUCCAAGAAGCGCCAGCUGAUUUUGACGUCCAAGCCGCGCCUCAUCUACAUUGAUGCGAUUCGCAUGCGCCAAAAAGGCGAGAUUCCGUGGUCCGACUCGAUGUACAUUACGAUCAAGAACUCGUCGACGUUUGAUGUCGUGACACCCAACCGCGUGUACCACUUGUCGGACGCUGCCAACGGCUCCAAGAAGUGGUCGGACGCGAUCAACGCGUCGCUCGUCCAGCGGAAAUAAGAAGCAUCCACGCACACUUGCCGCACCAACGUGGCAAAUGCUAUCUAGUCCAGUACUACAUUGUCGCUGAAUACAUGGUGUCUACUCUUGCA
Messenger RNA from Saprolegnia parasitica CBS 223.65, 1645 nucleotides. Its product is annotated as AGC/PDK1 protein kinase. The record is from RefSeq and is a predicted model, not a curated record. Lineage: Eukaryota; Oomycota; Saprolegniomycetes; Saprolegniales; Saprolegniaceae. The transcript has 10 exons. Gene Ontology annotation, molecular function: protein serine/threonine kinase activity; ATP binding. Bases 66 to 1553 code for a protein of 495 amino acids. Gene Ontology annotation, biological process: intracellular signal transduction; peptidyl-serine phosphorylation.